Molecule: messenger RNA, 1045 nt
Organism: Gamsiella multidivaricata
Lineage: Eukaryota; Fungi; Mortierellomycota; Mortierellomycetes; Mortierellales; Mortierellaceae
Exons: 2
Coding region: 42-797 (251 amino acids)
Source: RefSeq, a predicted model, not a curated record
CAUCCAUCACCAUUCUUGCUCUCGAACCCUGAACAGCUAUCAUGGACUCGUUAAAAAUCAGGGAUAUCACUCAUUUCUGCCCCAAUUUCGACCCAUUUACCUCUGCCACUCCAUACGACUUCGCGGAACAUGGCCUCCCCCUACCUUUUUGCAAGGACUUUUACACUCCCGAAACUUUUCGAUCGUUCUGGGAGCAGGAGCGCCUAGCAUAUCAGUGGAUUUAUAUUUCCGAGAAGCACUCUCGCACGUUUUACAGUAAAGACCCGCCCUUAGAUGGGUCUCUGCCUGUAGCUCGCACCAAUGCGACUGGCCGCCCACCUCUUUACGACUGGUCGAUCAAAUACGCGUGUAGACACUCAGGAUGUGAAAAAACGCUAUCAAUUGCUCGCAACUCAGUGCCUCAAGGUUGCCUUGCUUGUAUUAGAAUCCGGAAGUUGCGUGCCGAAGAUAGGGUGCGAAUAGAGUACUACUGGGAGCACUCGCACGCGACAAACCUAUCCACCCUAGCGACAUAUCCUCCGGGCCCGAAUGAGCGCAACUGGGCCAAGAAAAUGGUCAAAGAGGGUGAAGAUUGGCACUCCAUCAAGAAGAAGCUUACACCUUCCGCUGAACAGCUCGCGCGACUGGAAUCCAGCAAUGGAACUGCACCUCUAGGCCCUCGUAUUACAUAUGAGAAUAUCCGUAAAUGCAUGUAUCGGUACAGGACUUUAACAAUUGAAGGCACCGAGAGCCGAGGAAGAGGAGGGAAAAAAGAAGCAGUAGCAGGAGAAAAUGGCUCGACAGAUGGAAAAGUGUGAAGGGGAACUGAAAACCAUGUAGAUAGACUUUGGAAGGCUGGCUCAUAACGACAAAACUCGAAAGUGCGCACUGACUUACUUUCAGUCUGCCCGUCGCUUCUAUGAAGGACUCAACGCGCGCGUGAUGAAAGAAAUAAACGAAGUCAAUGCUGGUCACGUUAGGUUAUAUAUCUACGCAUAAAUUCGCAAUCUUUCAGAGUUCAUCUCUCGUGCGGGAGCAGGUGUAAUUCUAGCAAUACUCAUUAUUG